Cucurbita maxima (winter squash) is the source of this 2381-nucleotide messenger RNA. RefSeq names its product protein DETOXIFICATION 53. The record is from RefSeq and is a predicted model, not a curated record. Gene Ontology annotation, cellular component: membrane. The transcript has 7 exons. Bases 650 to 2248 code for a protein of 532 amino acids. Gene Ontology annotation, biological process: xenobiotic detoxification by transmembrane export across the plasma membrane. NCBI's taxonomy places the organism in Eukaryota, Viridiplantae, Streptophyta, Magnoliopsida, Cucurbitales, Cucurbitaceae. Gene Ontology annotation, molecular function: antiporter activity; xenobiotic transmembrane transporter activity.
GUCGCAAGGAUUCCCGCCAGUCCAAAUGGGACAAGUGGGAAACCGAUUUUAUGGACCGCCUGUUCUUCGAAUGAUUGGGCAAAUCACCGUUGUCGAUGGGAGAACCUCUAAUUCUCUCGCUUAUAGUUUCGCUAUCGUCGCUGAUUCCGAUUUUGCUGACUUACGGUCCCGGGGACGUGGUUCCGACCAGCAAGAUAGGACUGUAUCAACUCGGUUCAUUUUCCUAUUUUCGUUUGUCGCACACAAGUUUUCACGGAUGCUUGUUUGUAUCUUCUUGUUUCCUACUACUUGUUCGUCUCUUUCUGAGAUACAUAUUUUGUUUUUUUUCAGUCGACACCAGUCUGGGACAUCAUGAUUGGUCGAUAUUCUCCAAUUUUUGGCCUCAAUCGCGAGGUAUUCAUCGAUUGAGUUGGAUACUCUGGAAGUGAUCUUCAUGGUGUGACUGCCUAAGUAGUGGACAUUCCCCAACUCUGUAUUCACAUAUUAGCAAACAAUUUUGGGAUCACAAUCAUUGGCCAAAGCGUAUCAUUGCCCGUUAUACAUGGAAGAAGAAGAAGAAGAAGAAGAAGAAAACACUGACAUCCUACGAUUUGAUGUGUCUGGUACAUUGAUUGUGAAAGUAUAACUAAACAGUCAGAGAAAAGGUGGAAUGUACAGAAGAAACAUGGAGGAGCAAUCAGAGAUUGAUGUGACUUCCGGAUUAUAUGUUUUGUUCGGACCAGCAGCAGCAGGAGGAGGAGGAGCAGCAGCAGCAGCAGCAGCAGCCGCCGGAGCCUUCUUUCGCCGCCUUUUCCCCCUCAAUGCCCUUCCCCAAGGCCUCCCUCCCCACCAGAUGAAAGAGGAGUUGAAAUCCCUGGCGAGGUUUUCAGGCCCCAUAAUAAUGACGUCCUUUCUACUAUACUCAAGGUCGGUUGUUUCAAUGCUGUUCUUAGGUCAUCUUGGGAAGGCAGAACUUGCUGGGGGUUCUCUCGCACUUGGGUUCGGGAACAUAACCGGAAUAUCCAUUCUGAGGGGCCUCUCCACGGGGAUGGAUCCCAUUUGCUGCCAAGCUUUUGGGGCUAAGAGAUGGUCAGUUCUGAGUCAAACCUUCCUCAAAACCCUGUGCCUCCUACUUCUUGUGUCCCUACCCAUCUCCGUGUUAUGGCUAAAUAUGGAACCCAUCCUUCUUUGGUUAGGUCAGGACCCCGCCAUCACUCAAGUCGCCAAGGUGUACAUGCUCUUCUCCAUCCCCGAAUUGCUUGCCCAAGCGCACCACCUUCCCCUCCGGAUCUUCUUGAGAACCCAAGGCAUUACCACCCCGAUUACCGUAGCUUCCAUAUGCUCUGCCCUCUUGCACCCUCCCAUCAAUUACUUUCUGGUCUCCUAUUUGAACCUGGGCGUCGAGGGUGUCGCCCUCUCCCUCGCCUGGAACACCUUCAACCUCAACCUGGGCCUCAUGCUCUACCUCGUGCUAUCUAGCAAGCCCUUGAAGCCUUGGCAUGGCGUCACCAUUCUGUCCACGUUCCAGGGGUGGCAGCCUCUGUUGAGUUUAGCAGUCCCGAGCGCGGUGUCGGUGUGCUUGGAGUGGUGGUGGUACGAGAUAAUGCUGUUCCUUUGUGGGCUGCUGAGUAACCCCCAGAACACAGUGGCAGCCAUGGGCAUCCUCAUCCAAACCACUGGAAUGCUGUACAUAGUUCCAUUCUCGUUAAGCGCAGGAAUCACGACACGCGUAGGGCAAGCCCUGGGGGCAGGGGAGCCCAUUCGCGCCCAGUGGACGGCGGUGAUAGGACUUUCCACGGGGUUGGCUUUUGGAGUGACGGCCUUCUUUUUCAUGACGUCAGUGAGAUCAGUAUGGGGGAAAUUGUACACAGAUGAGCCGCAGAUUCUUCACAUGAUCUCCUCCGCACUACCCGUGUUGGGUGUGUGUGAAAUUAGUAACUCCCCGCAAACAGUGGCGUGUGGGGUUCUAACAGGAACCGCAAGACCCAAGUUAGGGGCAAGAAUAAAUCUGUACGCCUUCUACUUCAUUGGCCUCCCGGUUGCAGUGGUUGCCACUUUCACCCUCAAGGCUGGCUUUCUGGGGCUGUGGAUCGGACUGAUGACGGCCCAGAUAUCGUGCUUGUGUAUGCUGGUGCAUACCCUGCUUCGAACGGAUUGGAUCCAGCAGAGCGCGAGGGCGGUGGAGAUGGCGGCAAUAGUGGGGGAGGAGAGUGGUAAGGAAGAGGAGGGCGUGGAAUGCGGGCUGAUGGAGGGGAAUGAACAAGUGUAGCGGAUUUGGUUAAAACAACAACACUUAGUCAUACAUGAUUCAUUCAUGAACCCAUUGUAAUUCAUUGUCUUACAGACCCAAAAAAUCAUUCUUUUCACUAAAAAAAGAAACCCCCUCCUCUCAUCAUCAAACA